Messenger RNA from Salvia splendens (bonfire salvia), 722 nucleotides. RefSeq names its product EPIDERMAL PATTERNING FACTOR-like protein 2. Bases 213 to 569 code for a protein of 118 amino acids. The record is from RefSeq and is a predicted model, not a curated record. The transcript is spliced from 3 exons. Gene Ontology annotation, biological process: stomatal complex development; guard cell differentiation. Lineage: Eukaryota; Viridiplantae; Streptophyta; Magnoliopsida; Lamiales; Lamiaceae.
UCUCCCCUCCCUCUGCACUGCACAAACACAGAAACACCACUCUCUCUCAUCUCAUCUCAUCUCAUCUCAUCCUCACACAAUCUGGGCUCAUUAAACGAGGAACAAAUCUCACAUAUCGUCUUUCCCUUUUCCACCCUUUUUUCUCAACUUCCUUUUUACAAUUACAAAACCAUGGCUUCUUCUCCUCUCUAGAGCUUCUCUCUCCAUCAACAAUGGCCUGCAUGAAUUCCUUCCCAAUAAUCCUACUUGCUUCUGCUUUUCUCCUCAUCUUCAUUGCUCAUGGUAGGCAAUUCCCCAAUGCUGACAUGGUGAAAAAUGAAGAAAUUGGUGCAAGAAUGAUGAGGGGAGUGAUAGGAUCAAGGCCACCAAAAUGUGAAAACAGAUGUAGGAAUUGUGGGAAGUGUGAGGCAGUGCAAGUUCCAAUUGCACCAGCUAAGAAAUUCUUGGAUUCACAAAUAUAUGGGAAAAUUGCAGCAAAUACAGUUGAAUAUUCAAGAGGGGAUGGUGUCUCAGGGUACAAGCCAAUGUGUUGGAAGUGUAAAUGUGGGAAUUUCAUCUUUAACCCAUAGGUUUUUUUCCCAAACUACCACAUUAAUUAUUGAUUUUUUUUGCCAUGAUAAUUUCUUUUUUUUGCAACCUGUGAAGUGUAAUGAAUCCUUGUGUGUACAGAGGGAAUGUUGCGUUGUGCUUGGUUAUGAAAUGUGAUGACUGUUUUUUUGCCA